Messenger RNA from Bubalus bubalis (water buffalo), 2152 nucleotides. It is a transcript of the gene TMEM145, whose product is annotated as transmembrane protein 145. The transcript has 14 exons. Gene Ontology annotation, biological process: response to pheromone; G protein-coupled receptor signaling pathway. The coding region runs from base 75 to 1727 and encodes 550 amino acids. NCBI's taxonomy places the organism in Eukaryota, Metazoa, Chordata, Mammalia, Artiodactyla, Bovidae. The record is from RefSeq and is a predicted model, not a curated record.
UCUCGCCGCCGUCGCCGGGCCGGAGUGGGAGCGGGAGCGGAACCCGGGCCGGGGCCGGGGCCGGAGCGGGUGGAAUGGAGCCCCCGCGCGCGCCCGCUCUGCGCCGCCUGCUGCCGCCGCUGCUGCUCCUAAUGCUGCCGCUGCCCCCCCGCGCCCGGGCUAAGUACGUGCGGGGCAACCUCAGCUCCAAGGAGGACUGGGUGUUCCUGACGAGAUUUUGCUUCCUCUCGGAUUAUGGCCGACUAGACUUCCGUUUCCGAUACCCUGAGGCCAGGUGCUGUCAGAACAUCCUCCUCUAUUUCGACGACCCAUCCCAGUGGCCAGCCGUGUACAAGGCAGGGGACAAGGACUGCCUGGCCAAGGAGUCAGUGAUCAGGCCAGAGAACAACCAGGUCAUCAACCUCACUACCCAGUAUGCCUGGUCAGGCUGUCAGGUGGUGUCAGAGGAGGGAACUCGCUACCUGAGCUGCUCCAGUGGCCGCAGCUUCCGCUCGGUGCGUGAAAGGUGGUGGUACAUCGCGCUCAGCAAGUGUGGUGGAGAUGGGCUGCAGCUGGAGUAUGAGAUGGUCCUCACCAACGGCAAGUCCUUCUGGACGCGGCAUUUCUCUGCUGAUGAGUUUGGGAUCCUGGAGACCGAUGUGACUUUCCUCCUCAUCUUCAUCCUCAUCUUCCUCCUCUCCUGUUACUUUGGAUAUUUGCUGAAAGGUCGUCAGUUGCUUCACACGACUUAUAAAAUGUUCAUGGCUGCAGCAGGAAUGGAGGUCCUGAGCCUCCUAUUUUUCUGCAUCUACUGGGGCCAGUAUGCCACGGAUGGCAUUGGCAACGAGAGUCUGAAGAUCCUGGCCAAGCUGCUCUUCUCCUCCAGCUUCCUCAUCUUCCUGCUGAUGCUGAUCCUUCUGGGGAAGGGAUUCACGGUGACACGGGGCCGCAUCAGCCACUCGGGCUCGGUGAAGUUGUCUGUCUACAUGACCUUGUACACCCUCACACACGUGGCGCUGCUCAUCUACGAGGCAGAGGUUCUUUGCAGUUCCGGUCAUGGCCCUGAUCGCCAACUUCGGGAUCCCCAAGUGGGCCCGGGAGAAGAUUGUCAAUGGAAUCCAGUUGGGGAUCCAUCUGUAUGCCCACGGCGUGUUCCUGAUCAUGACACGCCCUUCGGCGGCCAACAAGAACUUCCCAUACCACGUGCGCACGUCGCAGAUCGCCUCGGCCGGAGCCCCGGGCCCUGGAGGCAGCCAAUCCGCAGACAAGGCCUUCCCGCAGCACGUCUACGGGAACGUGACGUUCAUCAGCGACUCGGUGCCCAACUUCACGGAGCUCUUCUCCAUACCCCCGCCCGCCUCCUGCGCCGGGAAGCAGGUGGAGGAGACAGCGGUGGCGGCGGCGGUGGCCCCGAGGGGCCGCGUGGUGACCAUGGCCGAGCCGGGCGCGGCCUCCCCGCCCCCUUCCUCUCGGUUCCCCAAGGCGGCCGACCCAAGCUGGGAUGGCCCGACGCCGCCCUACCAGCCGCUCGUGCCCCAGACAGCGGCGCCGCACACCGGCUUCACCGAGUACUUCAGCAUGCACACGGCCGGGGGCACCGCACCCCCGGUCUGAGCACCCCUGCCCCAUGGGCCGCGCGCCGGGCCCCGGCCGGGCUCCAGAUCCCCUCUCUAACCCGGCCCCAGGGCUCUGCCAUUCCCGGCCUUGCCAAACCUCCCCACCCCGCGUGCCCAGGUAGGGGUGCGUAGUGUCCCGCUCCCGCCCAGUCCCCCUUUGACUCUUGUGCCAAACGGUCCCGCGGGAGCCGCUCUCCCCGUCCCCUCCCUCAGCCCCUGCCCCGAGCGGCACCGGAUUCUGGGCUCCCGCUGUUCCGUGACCUCCGGCCCCCUGGCCCCCUCCGAGACCUCUGACCCCGCCGGACCCCGGAACACCAGUGACGAUCGCCGGGACCCUGCCUGAGGCUCUCCAGGAAUCCGCGACCCCGAGCCACUGCUCCCAGGACAGAUAUUGUGAAGCUACUCUCGACUCUGAAACCUUCCCCUGGAUCUCUGUGACCUUGGACCCGUACUCUGCCCACCCUAUCUCCAUCCCGGAGGCCCUCCCUCAGGUCCUUGGCAGAAAGACUUUUCCCCCUUCUUGCCAAAAUAAAGAUUCAUUGAGUUUUUAUCUUUAA